CACAUUGCACACACUUCAUUUCUUAUUGGAGGAGGUGUUUGUCGUCGUUUUUUGUUAAAUAAUCAACGAAAAAAUUAAUUAAAAUAUGAAUAAUUUAACACGAUUAAUGGCCAACUGUGCCAUACAAACACAACGUCACAGUUUAUUAAUGCCCGCCACCUCAACCAUUGCCGCAAUUCAAUUGAGAACGAAAACAAAAAUUGUAGAGAAACCCAAACCCGGCAAUGGCAAGCAAUUUAGGCGAAUUGUCCACUUUAAAGAUGAAUACACAGUGGAACCAUUGGAAAUUACCCAUUUGGCUGGUCGUGAUCCGGUAACUGGACGUGUUGUGGCCAAAGGUAUUGGUGGUGGUUUGAAACAGAAAUACCAUUGGAUUAAGUGGGUACGGGAUGGUCCCGUGGAAGGUCCACCCCAAGAGGAAAAGGUAAUUGAAAUCUUGGAUGAUGGAUGUCGCACGGCCAAAAUAGCUUUGGUGGGAGUUGGUGAUGAGUUGAAGUACAUUUUGGCUACUGAAAACAUGAAGGCUGGGGACAUUAUUAAGACAUCCCGGUUUAUUCCACGUAUUCCAGUACGUCCCAAUGAGGGCGAUGCCUAUCCUUUGGGUGCCUUACCAGUUGGCACCAGAAUACACAAUCUGGAAAAGAAUCCCGGUUAUCCCUGCCAUUUGAUUCAUGCAGCUGGCACCUAUGGCACCAUAUUGCGAAAAUUCGAUGAUAAGGUUGUGGUCCAACUGCCCUCCAAACGUGAAUAUGCCUUUGACAAAACCUGCAUGGCCACUGUGGGUCGUGUCAGCAACAUUGAACACAACAAAGAACACAUUGGCUCAGCCCAGAGAAUGCGUCUAUUGGGCAAUCGUCCACGUUCCGGCUUGUGGCAGAGAAAGGAUGGCCGCUUUGGUCGUAAAAUCAAGAAAUUGCCACCUAUGACAUUGAUACCGCCACCACCCGGAAAGGCACCAGAAGUCAUAAAACUAACAAUACCUUUGUAA
Musca domestica (house fly) is the source of this 988-nucleotide messenger RNA. RefSeq names its product large ribosomal subunit protein uL2m (gene mRpL2). Lineage: Eukaryota; Metazoa; Arthropoda; Insecta; Diptera; Muscidae. Gene Ontology annotation, molecular function: structural constituent of ribosome; RNA binding. The record is from RefSeq and is a predicted model, not a curated record. Gene Ontology annotation, cellular component: ribosome. Bases 86 to 988 code for a protein of 300 amino acids. Gene Ontology annotation, biological process: cytoplasmic translation. The transcript is spliced from 2 exons.